Molecule: messenger RNA, 2549 nt
Organism: Corylus avellana
Lineage: Eukaryota; Viridiplantae; Streptophyta; Magnoliopsida; Fagales; Betulaceae
Product: O-fucosyltransferase family protein
Biological process (GO): pollen-pistil interaction
Source: RefSeq, a predicted model, not a curated record
GGUUUGGUACAACCUGAACCAGCCGGUAUUCAUUUCAUUCCUCUGUGGAUGAAAUCUGAAAAUGUCCUUUUGCCUCUUCCUGAUUUGACACUUCUCACCCAUCAAUCUGACAAUCUCUGCCCUAUACAUCAUUCAUCUCCGCCUCCUUUUUCCCCUGUCCCUUGGUUCCUUUCGCGAUCCCCGAUAAAUCAUUUCUCCUCUCAACUCUCAUCCACACCAGAUUCCUUCCCCUUUUCUCCGGGUUUUUGUAAUUUAUUGUUGUUGCUCUUUAUCAUGUUUGUCAUUGGUUGUCAUGAUAUUGAUGGGGGGUUUUGUUCCUUUUUGUUUGCGUGAAUCCAGGCUUUUCAGGAUUCCUUUUGCACAUGCAUGAUCAUCAUCCUUCCUUGUUUCUUUUGCUUUCUGGGUUUUGCUCAGAAUUCAGAAAUUCAGAAUCCUUUUAGCGUAAGACAAUUUUGGGUUCUGACGGAAUCUCAAAUCUCGAAAGGAGAGAGAUAUCAUCAAGUUUUUGGUUUUUCGUCUUUGCCAAUCUCUCUUUCUUCUGUGACAAAAUUAUACUUCUUUGGGAUUGUGGGUUCCUUCGGUUGUACUUGUUCUUGCUUUCUUCAGCAUUGGUGGGGUCUCAAAGAGACGGCGUUUCUUGGUUUUUAAUCCCUUCCUGAUCACAGUUGGAUGAGUAUCACAUGGGUAUCUUUCGGCACUCUCUGGAUUGAAUUUGGCAUCUGCUUUUCUUGCUUUCAAUUUGACGAUUGAAUUUUGGUGCAAAAUCUAUUUUCAUGGGUGUUUUUUCUGGUUGCUUCCGCAGAAAUUCUGGAUCGCAGACCUGUGAGUUUUCUUGGUUGGACUGGUUAUAUAACUGGGCUAUAUUCAACUUUUCUCUGCAUUGAUGUGGAUUCCUUGUGAUUGCUCUAGCAUUUUAUGCUAUUUGUGAGGGAGCUCCAACUGUUUUUUAAGAUGGAAUGAUUUUGUGAGUGAACCUCAAAUGGACUUAUCGGCCAAUUGUAAGCAUUCCAAAUUCUUUGGCCGGAAUUUGAAUUCCAUAGCAUGCAAAUGUGUUGUUUUGGUUGUUUUUGCUCUGGUUACUAGAGCUGUUCUGGUUCCUAGAUUCUCUGCCUUUGGUGGGAUUGAGCAGCAGGACUUGGUGUUCAUCCACAGUCGUUCUCUGUCAUUCAAUUCUGAAUUUGGAAUCCGGAAUGAUAAAUUCCUGGAGGUUCCUCAAAUUGUAUGGGGUUUAAACAAUCAAAAAAUUGCAUUUGCAAGAGCUUGUCUAACAGCUAGAAUGCUGAACCGAACUCUUUUGAUGCCUAGCUUAAGUGCGUCCCUGUUCUACAAAGAAAUUGAUCUCUUGCAACCCAUUUCCUUCGAUAAGGUGUUCCAAUUCAAGAAGUUCAAUUCACUCUGCAAGGAAUUUGUCCGAUUGGGCCGCUACUCGGAUCGUUUGAAUCGGACGGGAGUCUUUGAGCUUCAUAAAGGUAGUGGAAGGAAGUGGACGAUUGAGAGAGAUUUAGAUCAAUUGAGACAGCAUAGCAAGGACCCCUUUGAUGAGUAUGAGGUAAUUCGAAUAGUUGGGAAGAACCCUUUUUUAUGGCAUGAUCAUUGGCCUAUUAAGGACUAUGCCAGGGUCUUUGAGUGCUUAGUUUUGGUUGAUGAGAUAGCGAAAGAAGCCGAUAUAGUUGUAUCCAAGAUUAGAGAGAAAGGAAUGGAGGUAAGAAGCAAGAUUGAGUCUGUACAAAAUGGCAUUAGUUCUGAGAGUUCUUCAUUGCAGCCAGUGCCUUAUGUAGCCGUCCACAUGAGGAUAGAGAUAGACUGGAUGAUUCACUGUAAGAAAUUAGAGCAGAGAUUAAACAUAAGCCAAAUUUGUAGCAGCAAGGGGGAGAUUAUGGAAAGAGUGGGGAACAUUAUGGGCCUGAAGACUCCAACUGUGGUUUACCUUGCUGUGGCUGAUAGUCUUCUUGAUGAUUCUACUAUAUUGAAUGGUUGGAAGGAAGGAUUGCUUCCUGUGGAGAAGAAGAAACUGGGUGUUGAUGGGAUUUACAAGAAGUAUCCAUAUCUCAUGCAGUCAGCAAUUGAUUAUGAAGUGUGCUUAAGGGCUGAUGUCUUUGUUGGAAACAGCUUUUCUACAUUUUCAAGUCUUAUAGCUCUUGAGAGAACACAGAAGAUGAUCAAAACCGGGGUUACAAGCUCGUGCCGGGUGGAUGUAAGGUGGCCGUCUUAUGCGUAUAAUAUACUAGGGGAAUCAAAGGGCCCUCAUAGAUGGAUGACUACUAUGUCUGAUUCAAGCCUUCAAGCGAUUAGCUAUGGCUCCAAUGACAUCUCUUGUUGAUGCUUAUGGUAUGUGACUUGUGCUACAAUCUUUCUCAUUGGUGUAGAUAAUGAGGCUUCUCUCCUUUUUGCAAUAUUUAGAUUGUCACACUGGCAGAAGUGGUUGGUAUAGUUAGAAUCACAGAAUUCUUUUUUUGUAGACAAAAGGCAGUAAUAGAUAAUGUCCAGAGAGCAGUUUGAUACCCGAUUCGGUACAUUUUGCUUAUAUAUAAUUUUGUGAAUUGCUUUUA